This is a messenger RNA of Emiliania huxleyi CCMP1516, 219 nucleotides long. RefSeq lists its product as hypothetical. The transcript has 3 exons. Gene Ontology annotation, cellular component: cytosol. Gene Ontology annotation, molecular function: ketol-acid reductoisomerase activity. Gene Ontology annotation, biological process: L-valine biosynthetic process. NCBI's taxonomy places the organism in Eukaryota, Haptophyta, Isochrysidales, Noelaerhabdaceae. The record is from RefSeq and is a predicted model, not a curated record. The coding region runs from base 1 to 219 and encodes 72 amino acids.
AUGCGAGUCCGGCCCGACCUCACCGUCAUCAUGGUUGCGCCAAAGUGCCCCGGCACGGAGGUGCGCGAAGAGUACAAGCGCGGGUUCGGCGCGCCGGCCCGCUCGUCGGCGGUCAAGUCGGAUCUGAUGGGCGAGCAGACAAUCCUGUGCAGCGCGGUGCUCUCGUUCGACAAGAUGGGGGAGAACGGCAUCGACCCGUCUUACGCCUACGCUGAUUAA